AUGCAGUACCUUCGAGACCGUCUCUCGUUAAAUCCACCACUUGAUCAAACUACAUCUGCGUCAUUACAACGAGCGGAUCAUGCUGCUAUUGAAAUUCCACACCAUUCAGGCACACCACCGAUACCACCGAACAGGAAACAACGAAAUGGCCCAAACGCAUCAUCAGAGUUGACAGUGUCUCCCACGAUUUCUACGUUCUCCGGAGCAACAGCGUACCAUUCAACAGGUGGGAGAGGAUCUAGUAAUGCCGGGACUCCACCGUCGGCCUAUAGUACGCCAUUUCAAAGCCCGGUGGUAUCCGAAAGAUGGCCUCCCCACAGCCACAGUGUACAUCCCCAACAGAUAACGAACAGUGUGGUUCAGGUUGAUAAGGACACACCGUCACCGACAAAUGUCUUUGUUAUAGAUCGUGGUCAUCUCAGCGGCUAUCCACGUACGUAUUCGGCACCUGCGCCAGGUGCCUACGUUAACAAUGCCUUUACCAAUGACAAUGGACAAAACGUUUUGAAUACUGAUUCCUUCGCUCAACCACACGUCAUCCGUGAACAAUAUUGGAGUUGGUCCUGCAAAUGUCAGCGAGAACUCAGUAACCGUGAGAAAAUACUGUUGCUGGUGGUUAUUUUCUUGCUUCUUAUUAUUGGCGGGCUGGCUGCUUAUCUAGGUAUCAUUUCGGAUGAUAGGAAUCCACUUCAGGGUGGUUUAUUGACUCCCGGAGGUUUACACUCUACAUGAAUAGGCUAGUAUAAUAAAUGUUGAUAGGGCUCAGUGAUUGAAAAUUUGUUGAUAAUAUUGAAUUUUAAUUAUUUUUACAUGCGAAAUAGAUCAUAGUUUUUGAACGUAUUUUAUGAAACUGCAGUUUUCGUUAUUAUCUGUCUCGACAAAAAGUGUGAUAAUAUGUUCAGUGCAAAUUACUUACAUCUGUUCAUCAACUGUAGAUAGCUACUUUGGCUCACUGAUUCCAAAAAUUACUUGAGAGUUUAUCUCAUAACUCUAUAGUUUUCGUAGUAUUGUGAACGUUACUUAUCGCUACCAAAGGUUAACACUAGAGUUUGUCCUCAUAUUGUAUAAAGACAUGAUUACUUAAACACGUAUUUUUUACUCAGCAUUCGCCAUAGUUUACGAAUUUUAGUGUAAGGAUAUGCGAUGUCAAUGUUACAGUCUAAGUUGAGGCAUCAAUGUUAUGAGGUUUAAAAAACUCGUGGUUUAACGUCUGCUUGUCGACAGGCACAGUCUGCGAUAUUGAACUCUUCUGUUCGGUCAUUUAAAUACAGCGUACUGAAUAACAAAUGCUAGAAACAACUUUAGCCCAACAGGGGUACAGGCGACAGUAAGCUAACUAGCAGUUUCGGCACUUAGUUUUUGCCAGCCUUCAUAUGGUUCAACGAAAAGGAAGAUACCAAAAGAUAGGUCUUAGAAUAAUGAACAAAUUGGCAUGAAAAACCCAUAUUCGAAAAAAUUGCACUUACGUCACUUUGUCAUCUAAGGGCAGAAUACGCCUAAUACAUAUUUUAUUUGUUUCAUAUAAGGUCCUAUUGCAAUAGUCGAGUAG
Wyeomyia smithii (pitcher-plant mosquito) is the source of this 1549-nucleotide messenger RNA. RefSeq lists its product as uncharacterized. The transcript is spliced from 3 exons. Bases 1 to 732 code for a protein of 243 amino acids. The record is from RefSeq and is a predicted model, not a curated record. Lineage: Eukaryota; Metazoa; Arthropoda; Insecta; Diptera; Culicidae.